AUGGUAGAAAGUACCCGAUAUACUUCUUUUUUACAGAAACCGGCCGUCUCCUUCUUAAGUACGAAGGCGCAAACAGCUCGAGGCAACCUCACCUGCGACCGCAGACUCAUCCGCAAGACUGCGACGCUCCUUUUAACACCAGCGCGACUCCUCCCUAGCAGACGCUUCGAGCUUGAGGCUACCUUCACCGACAACCUGCUGCGAAUAGCAGCAGCCGAGCCCCUCGGAAGGAAGCGCCGGUGAGGAUCUCUGGCGGCCGAUACCCAUUUCCUCGUGUCCUCCUCCUCCUCCUCCUCCUCCUCCUCCUCCUUCUUCUUCUUCUUCUUCUCCCCUUCCGCCCUCCGCUAGCGACGGACGAGGUAACCGCAGAGGUGAGGCAGAAGGGCGCAGGGAGCUCCCCGGUCCCCCUGCGAAGCGCCCACGUGAGGAGCUGAGGACGUCCCGCCUGAAGGAAGCUCGGCGCGCCGAAGAGCCUGAGAGGAGGCGAGGAGAGGGGAAAGCGCGCGAGCGGAAGAGCGGUUGA
Podarcis lilfordi (Lilford's wall lizard) is the source of this 523-nucleotide messenger RNA. Lineage: Eukaryota; Metazoa; Chordata; Lepidosauria; Squamata; Lacertidae. The record is from the annotation of a GenBank genome assembly.